CAUCUGUGCUCAACAAGCCUCUGUAGUAGUAAUUUAUUGCGAAUAUUACCUACGAGUUUUUAUUUAGUUUUCCCUUUAAAAUUUUGUGUUUAAGGCAGCCUAGCCCAAAUGUGCAUAUACACGCCGUGUGAUUACAUGCUUUUACAUCUAUCGUUCUCUAUAGCUGCGUUAUUAAGUUUGGUUCAAAUCGACUUGCUAAGCCUAAAGGGCACUAACUUGAAAGAUUUAGAUUUUUAUGGGGACGAUAACUGUGAAGACAUUAAAAUGAUUGUGAAAACGCAUCAAAUGUUACUAAGUCUCGCGGGACGACUAAACAAAAUUUUUAAGGAGAUAAUUUUUUCUCAAGUUUAUUUGUCAUCGGUGAUUAUUUGCUGCUAUUUAUUUACUGCCGUGUUUCAGAUCUCAAAAUGUGGUGUAGCCCCAAUUCUGGGUGACCUAAUGGCCUCAGUGGGUGUGUUAGUGGAGAUAUUUACUUUAGCAGUGCCUGGCCAGGUCAUCGCUGAUACUAGCUCGGGCAUAGCAUAUGCAGCGUAUCAGAGCCCGUGGUACGAGAGAAGUUACAAAUUCAGAAAAUACAUUGCUAUAAUAAUUGUCAGAGCUCAAAAGCCAUUUCAUCUUUCUGCUUUAGGAUUUUCUGAUCUAACACUUGUAAUGUUUUCUAAGGUAGUCAGCACAACUUGGUCAUAUCUGUCUUUAUUGAACCAAAUGACUAAAAAUUUAGACCUCUAAUUUUAUUAUCUAAUACUACUCUUAGCUUAAGGCGGAUACACACAUGCGCAGGCGCAUAUAGACCGUGCACACACACGCAUCAUAAGAACAUUACGUGGUAAUAUUCACGAAUAGUCUGAAGCUGAGAAUUAUAAGCACCCUUUGGCCUUUGCUUCGUCGCUGGCGUUUCUGUGUCGUUUUGGUUCAAGCAAAAUCUCAGCCUCAAUC
Molecule: messenger RNA, 936 nt
Organism: Maniola jurtina (meadow brown)
Lineage: Eukaryota; Metazoa; Arthropoda; Insecta; Lepidoptera; Nymphalidae
Product: odorant receptor 49a-like
Exons: 7
Coding region: 109-729 (206 amino acids)
Biological process (GO): detection of chemical stimulus involved in sensory perception of smell; sensory perception of smell
Cellular component (GO): plasma membrane
Molecular function (GO): odorant binding; olfactory receptor activity
Source: RefSeq, a predicted model, not a curated record